UCGCAGCUUGAACGGUAAAUUCGGUACAUGUUUUAGAUGUUCAUCAUGAGAGAGCAGGUGGAUGUGAUCUGCUGUAAAUCAGUAGGAACUGAUCUGUCCAUGCUGGAUAUUGAUGAUUUCAUCACAGAAAUCUCUCAGCUGAAGAAAGAGGUGACGUCACUGAAGACAAAACUGAUGGAGAGAGACGACAGGUUACAGGAGCUGGAAAAGGUUUCCUGUCAAUCUUCAGUGUGUGUGACUGAUGGGACCUCCACAGAAUGUCAGGAUUCAGUGUGGAGCGGCAGAGAUCAGUCCACACCACAGCGACUGCUGGACAAACUCUCUGAACAGAGAUCCAGAGACACACAGGACUCACAGCUCACUUUACUCUGUUCUACUGACGGUAAUCAGGGUGAUCAAUCCUCCACAGAGUCUCUGACUUCUGUCUGUAAUGCUGGAGAACAGCAGAUGCUGCAGAUACCAGUGAAGAUUGAAGUGAAACUGGAGGAGAUAAAAGAAGAAACCAUAGAAGAUGAAAAGCAUUUUAUUCCUUCAGAUCUGAUGGAAGUGAAAGAGGAAAGUCAAGAACUGAAUGAAGUGGAGAAGAAACUUCAGUAUCAGAAACAUCAUGAUUUAAUAACUGGAGGAAAUUCUUUGAGUGGCUUAAAGACUAAAAAUAAUUUCUCAUCAAUAAAGCCUCAAAGAAAAGCAAUCAAAAAUACUUGCACCUGUUCUCUCUGUGGAAAGAUUUUCACAUGUACAAGUCAGCUUAAUACACACAUGAGAAUUCACACAGGAGAGAAGCCUUACACGUGUCAUGAGUGUGGGAAAAGCUUUGCAUAUCCAAAUAAUUUUAAGGAUCAUCUCCGCUGUCACUCUGGAGAAAGACCAUUUGAAUGUGAUCAGUGUGGUAAAACAUUUGUUUUGAAUUCAGGUCUGAAACGACAUCUGAAAAUUCACACAAUUGAGAAGCCUUACAAGUGUUCUUUUUGUGGAAAGAGUUUUGCAAACCCAUCCUAUUUUAAAGAGCACCAGAUAAUUCAUACCGGUGUGGGUGUUCAUAUGUGUUUUGAAUGUGAGAAGACCUUUAUUACAGCAGGAAACUUAAAAGAACAUCAAAGAACUCAUACUGGAGAAAAACCUUACAAGUGCUCACACUGUGAAAAGAGUUUCUCUCAGUCAAAAGACCUGAAAAUACACAAGAGAAUCCAUACUGGAGAGAGACCUUACAAGUGCUCACACUGUGGAAAGAGUUUCACUCAGUCAAUAUACCUGAAAAAUCAUGAGCGAAUUCAUACUGGAGAAAAACCAUACCACUGCUCUUUAUGUGAGAAAAGUUUCAGAGCAGCCAGUACUCUUUGGAAACACAUGAGAAUUCAUACUGGGGAGAAACCUUACACGUGCUCACACUGUGGAAAGAGUUUCACUCAGAUAAAAUACCUGACAAUACACAUGAGAAUUCAUAAUGGAGAGAAGCCUUACAAGUGCUCACACUGUGGAAAGAGUUUUAUUCAGUCACACGAUCUGAAAGACCACAAGAGAAUCCAUACUGGAGAGAAACCUUACAAGUGCUUACACUGUGAAAAGAGAUUUAUUCAGUCACAACACCUAAAAACACAUGAGAGAAUUCAUACUGGAGAGAAACCAUACAAGUGCUCACACUGUGGAAAGAGUUUUAUUCAGUCACAACACCUAAAAACACAUGAGAGAAUCCAUACUGGAGAGAAACCAUACAAGUGCUCACUCUGUGGAAAGAGUUUUACUAAGUCAGAAAAUCUAAAAACACACGAGAGAAUUCAUACGGGAGAAAAACCUUUCAAGUGCUCACACUGUAUAAUGAGCUUCACUCAGUUACAUUCCCUGAAAACACACAAGCGAAUCCAUACUGGAGAGAAACCGUACAAUUGCUCACACUGUGGAAAGAGUUUCAAUCAUUUAAAUUCCCUGAAAACACACGAGAGAAUUCAUACUGGAGAGAAACCAUACAACUGCUCACACUGUGAAACAAGCUUCACUCAGUUACAUUCCCUGAAAACACAUGAGAGAAUUCAUACUGGAGAAAAACCUUACAACUGCUCAAGCUGUGGAAAGAGUUUCACUCAGUUAAGUUCCCUGAAAACACAUGAGAGAAUUCAUACAGGAUAGUCUUGUCUAAUUAUUGUGAUGACUCUUCUCCACCAGAAGAUGGCAGCUCCUCCAAUCAUUAGACUACAUGCACAUAUUGGUGGUAUGAUGUAAAAUUACAAGAACAUUUUAUGUAUGUACUGUAUUGUUGUUCUUGUGUUCCAGAUGACCUGGUGCUGAUGUCAGUAGAACCCGACUAAAUGUGAAGAUUUGCAAAAGCAAUGUAUUGACGUUUUUUUCCCCACAUGAGACAACUUUUUUUGUUUUUUGGAGUACAUACACUCACUGAGCACUUUAUUUGGAACCCUGUAAUAAUACUGUGUAUUAGUAACACUUUGUUCUUAAAACAGCCUCAAUUCUUCAUGGAAUGGAUUCUACAAGAUGUUGGAAAUAAUCCUUUGAGAUUUUGGUCCAUGUUGACAUGAUUACAUCAUGCAAUUUCUGCAGAUUUGUCAACUGCACAGUCAUGCUGUGAAUCUCCCGUUCUACCACAUCCUAAAGAGGCCCUAUUGGAUUCAGAUCUGGUGAUUUGAAAGGCCACUGAAGAACUGUGAACUCAUCGUCAUGUUCAUGUUCAUGAAUCCUGUUUGAGAUGACUUUUGAUUUGUGACAUGGUGCAUUAUCAUGCUAGAAGUAGCCAUUAGAAGAUGGGUAAAUUGUGGCCAUGAAGGGAUGCACAUGUUCAGCAACAAUACUCAAAUAAUCUGUGGCAUUCAAGUGAUGAUUGACUGGUAUUAAUAGGUCCAAAGUGGGCUAAUAAGACAAUCCCCACACCAUUACACCACCACCACCAGCCUGAACUGUUUGCACAAGGCAGGUUGGGUCCAUGGACUCAUACUGUUGGUGCCAAAUUAUGACCCUACCCUCAGUGUGCCUCAUCAGAAAUAGAGAUUAGUCAAAUCAGGCUACGUUCAUCCAGUCUUCAACUGUCCAGUUUUGGAGAGCCUGCUCCCACUGCAUCCUCAGCUUUCUGUUCUUGGCUGACAGAUGCAGAACCUGACAUAGUCUUCUGCUGUUGUAGCCCAUCCGCCUCUAGGUUGGAUGUGUUGUACUUUCUGAGAUGCAGUAAAGUGCUCAGUGAGUAUAGGGCUGCAAUUAACGAUUAUUUUGAUAAUCGAUUAAUCUAACGAUUAUUAGAACUAUUAUUCGACUAUUCACCAAUUAUUGCAAAGAUUAAUCAGCUUUUGGCCUGACUUAAAAUGUUGUAUUAAACAUGCUUACUAACAAUAAAGAGGCACUGACCGUACAGAGAAAUGCCAGUUUCGGAUUUUGUAGUUGUUUAAAUGAUCUGCUUCUGUAUUAUUUGAGCUUUAAUAAAGCUAUAACGUAUUAAAUAGAACUGCAUUUGAGAAUUAACGCCUGUGUGUUUCCUUUAAAGAGCUCUGGCUCUGCUUAUUCCACAACGAGAGUGCUUCUGAAUUUACUUAUUUGUUUUUGUUUAUAAUUCCCUCAUACUUUGGGAUCUACAUCACCUGAAGCUGUAGUAUAGAGUGCAUGGACUGUGAUCUGUGUAAUUCUUCUUCUCCUCAGUCAGGUGCGAGCUGCAUUGCUGCUCUCGUACACCAUCAUUACAGUUAAUGUGAUACCAUCCAUCCAUCCGUCUUCAACCGCUUAUCCGAAGUCGGGUCGCGGGGGCCGCAAUCUUCCCUAUCCCGAGCCACAUUAACCAGCUCUAACUGGGGGACCCAGAGGCGUUCCCAGGCCAGUGUGGAGAUGUAAUCUCUCCACCUAAUCCUGGGUCUUCCCCGAGGCCUCCUCCCAGCUGGACGUGUCUGAAACACCUCCCUAGGGAGGCGGCCAGGGGGCAUCCUUACCAGAUGCCCAAACCACCUCAACUGACUCCUUUCGACGCCAAGGAGCAGCGGCUCUACUCCGAGCUCCUCACGGAUGACUGAGUUCCUCACCCUAUCUCUAAGGGAGAAGCCCGCCACCUUUCUGAGGAAGCCCAUUUCGGCCGCUUCUACUCACGACCUAGUUCUUUCGGUCAUGACCCAGCCUUCAUGACCAUAGGUGAGGGUAGGAACAAAAACUGACCGGUAGCUCGAGAGCUUUGCCUUCCGGCUCAGCUCUCUUUUCGUGACAACGGUGCAAUAGAGCUCCAUUGUCCCCUCACUUGUGAACAAGACCCCGAGGUACUUGAACUCCUUCACUUGGGGCAAUACCUCCUUCCUUCAGUUUCCUGCUGAGAACCAUGGCCUCAGAUUUAGAGGUGCUAAUCCUCAUCCCAGCUGCUUCACACUCGACUGCCAAGCGAUCCAGUGAGAGCUGAAGGUCAUGGACCGAUGAAGACAACAUCAUCUGCAAAAAGCAGUGAUGAGAUCCCCCCAGUACUUGUGGAGGAUGUGUGAUUCCUCGGUAACUGCCCACAUCUUUGGAGAUUCACUUUCCACCACACAAGGGCGGAAAGAGAGGCAUGACCAGAAGGGUUACGGCUGUCAUUUGAAAGAAGGGAGGGGUAAAGGGGUUUAUGGGCAAGGAGGAGGCGAGAACCGGCUUGACAAUAUAAAUAAUAGUUUUAAUGCUAAACUUAAAAGACAACAUAAACACACAUAUGACGGACAUGUCCGUAAAUGAUCUCUCUCUCCCACACGAUCCUCUGAAGUCGACCUUUAUCUCUAAUAUUGGACCGGGCCCCGCCCUCUGCCCUGCCACAUUCCUCCCUCGUUCUCUCAGGCUGGGGAGCCCCCAGCAUGACGUACACCCCCCCCUUUCCCUGGGGGAGGGCGUGCCCUAAGCCCCGUUUGCCAGCAGGUCAUCCCCGUAUACCUGGACGAGGGAGGGGACAAGAGGAGGGAAACAGAAAUAAUUAAACUGGGGGGGGUACUUCCUGUAACAGUGUAGAACCCCACAAAAAAACAUUGUAAAAUUUAAAAGGGGGGGAAAGGCCAGUGAGAGAGGGGGAGAGAGAGAUGGGGAAAAAAAACCUACUCACCGGUUCUCCGAUAAACCGUUGCAUGGUCCCCGAUCACUACUCCACCCUCUCAGGCGGACAACAGCCGCUUCUCCCCGGGCGGAGCGGAGUCAGACUCACGACCCCCGGCGGUCAGAACGCCCCUCCACGUUCUCGGCAACUCUAUUGGGGACACUCCUCCCCUCCUGGCAGCGGCCCUACCACUCCAGGCGGUCGGGGAGACACAUCCCUCCUCCCCUCGCGGACGGCGAUCUUCCAUCGACCCCUCCGCAUUUCUGGGGGAUGGCAGGGCUCUCCUCCGCCCCUGGCAGCGGCUCCAUUGCUCCAGGCGGUCGGUCUACUCCCUCCUCCUUAUCGGUCUUCGGCACCAGUGUAAAGGGAUCAAUGGAAAGGAGGCGAGAACCGGCUUGACAAUAUAAAUAAUAGUUUUAAUGAUAAACUUAAAAGACAACAUAAACGCGCAUAUGACGGACAUGUCCGUAAACGAUCUCUCUCUCCCACACGAUCCUCUGUAGUCGACCUUUAUCCCUCACGGAGGCUUGAUUAGCCUAAUAUGGCACCGGGUGUGUAGGAUCACGACCCGGCCCCGCCCUCCGCCCUGCCACAGGCAGUUAGUUUACUGAAGAGAUCAUAGUAACCGGGGCAGAAAUAAUUUACAAAAAUGUGGAGCCCAACAAAAUAGCAAGUGGUUCAAGGGCCUAAUAAGGGGGAAGUUGUUUAUUCUAUUGCACCUUUAGAUAAGCUUACACGGGUUAAAUGGAUACAUUGCACUAUGUCGAAGCCUGAUCCUGAUGUUUUGCUUUUGUACUCUCUUCCAUGUGCUGGCCUUGAGACUUUGCAAUCUGAGAACACUAGAGGUGAAGAAGAAAUGGAGGAUGGACAGUGUUGGAUUCUUGUCCCACUGUCAGAGGAAAACCCACUUGCUACAUUGCCAUCUCCAACUGUUUCCCCUUCUGGCCAGAUUGACUCUGUAGUCAGUCCACUGCAUUAUGAUGUCUUGCAAGAGGUCUCAGGUCAGGUGGGCGAUAGUUUUUCUUCUGCUGGCACCAGGGAUUGAAACGAUUCCUGGAACUUCUUUCUCUAAUCUGACUGAGGGAUUGACAGUUGUUUUUAGAACCUGGUAUUAGGUGUGUUUUCCCCCCCUUUUUUGUUGUAUGUUUCAGUUUGUUUAACUUGGUUUACCCUGCAUUAAUUACUUCUUUAAUCAAGGGGUGGGUUGUGACUUUUUUUAGUGCUUGGCAUAUGGCCUAGAUUUUCUAAAUUAUGAUUUUAACAUUAAAUCAAAGUCAGAUGU
Messenger RNA from Xyrauchen texanus (razorback sucker), 6308 nucleotides. RefSeq names its product zinc finger protein 501-like. Lineage: Eukaryota; Metazoa; Chordata; Actinopteri; Cypriniformes; Catostomidae. The transcript is spliced from 6 exons. Gene Ontology annotation, biological process: regulation of transcription by RNA polymerase II. Bases 37 to 2124 code for a protein of 695 amino acids. The record is from RefSeq and is a predicted model, not a curated record. Gene Ontology annotation, molecular function: DNA-binding transcription factor activity, RNA polymerase II-specific; RNA polymerase II cis-regulatory region sequence-specific DNA binding.